This is a messenger RNA of Silurus meridionalis, 7177 nucleotides long. RefSeq names its product myosin X (gene myo10). The record is from RefSeq and is a predicted model, not a curated record. Gene Ontology annotation, cellular component: myosin complex; cytoskeleton. Gene Ontology annotation, molecular function: ATP binding; protein binding; cytoskeletal motor activity. Lineage: Eukaryota; Metazoa; Chordata; Actinopteri; Siluriformes; Siluridae. Gene Ontology annotation, biological process: signal transduction. The transcript is spliced from 41 exons. Bases 234 to 6407 code for a protein of 2057 amino acids.
AGAGAGAGAGAGACUGCGAGCUGGACUUGAGACAGAGAGAGAGAGACAGAGAGAGAGACAGAGAGAGAGAGACAGAGAGAGAGACAGAGAGAGAGAGAGAGAGAGACUGCGAUCUGGAACGGGAGUGUUUGAAAUGGACAGCGGAUUGAACAUCUGUAAUUAGAGCACUGAUCAAGACCGCGACUGUGUGAGGUUUAUGAAGUCCUCUUGGGCUCUUGGCAGGAUCAGGGAUCAUGGAUAACUUUUUUACAGAGGGUUCUCGUGUGUGGCUCUGGGAGGAGGAUCAGUAUUGGGCCAGCACUGUAAACUCCUGCUCAGGUGGCAUUGUAGUUUUCCGCACAGACUAUGGACAGGUAUACACCUACAAGCAGAAUGCUUUGAGCAGACAGCGAGUGUAUGAGAUGCACAGCAGCAGUGUAUGUGGUGUAGAGGACAUGGCAUCCCUACAGGACCUGCACGAGGGCGCCAUCCUACACAACCUGCAUCUAAGAUACACACAGCACAGUAUAUACACAUAUAUAGGGUCUAUAUUAGCAGCAGUGAACCCGUACCAGCGGUUGCCGGAGCUUUACGACGUUUCGGCAGUGGAGAGAUACAGCCGGCAUCAUCUGGGAGAGAUCCCACCUCACAUCUACGCCAUCGCCAACGAGUGCUACCGCUCGCUCUGGAAACGUAACAACAACCAGUGUGUGCUGAUUAGUGGGGAGAGCGGUGCAGGUAAAACAGAGAGUACCAAAGUGAUUCUGCGGUUCUUGUCUUUAAUGAGUCAGCAGAGCCUAGAACUUUCUGCAAGACACACAACAUCUCAUGUAGAGGAGGCUCUCUUGGAAAGCAGUCCUAUAAUGGAAGCAUUUGGGAACGCUAAGACGGUCUAUAAUAAUAACUCCAGUCGAUUCGGAAAGUUCAUCCAGCUUCACUUUAGCCAACGUGGGAACAUUCAGGGAGGAAAGAUUGUGGACUACUUAUUAGAAAAGAAUCGGGUUGUGCGUCAGAAUCCAGGCGAGAGGAACUACCACAUAUUCUAUGCUUUACUGGCAGGAACCAGUGCAGAACAGAAAGAGGAGUUUUCUCUGCUGCCUGCUGAGAGUUUUUAUUACUUGAAUCAGUCUGGCUGCGUGAAGGAUCACACCAUCAGUGACACAGAAACAUUCCAGGAAGUGCUGCAUGCCCUGCGGACCAUGCAGUUCGACGAGGAGAGUAUCAAUGAGGUUUUAAGGCUUUUAGCUGGAAUUCUGCAUCUUGGCAACAUCGAAUUCGCCACAGCAGGAGGAGCUCAGGUUUCCUCCAAACCAGCUCUUAGCAGUUCCUCAGAACUGUUGGGUUUGGACUGCACACAGUUGGCUGAGGUUCUGACACACAGAUCUAUGAUCCUACGAGGGGAAGAGAUCAGCACUCCACUGACUGUUGAGCAGGCUGUUGAUUCUCGGGACUCGAUGGCUAUGGCCCUCUACUCUCAGUGCUUCACUUGGAUCAUCCACAAACUCAACAAGCGUAUCCAUGGCAAGGACGACUUCAAGUCCAUCGGCAUCCUGGACAUUUUCGGCUUCGAGAACUUUGAGGUGAAUCGCUUUGAGCAAUUCAACAUUAAUUACGCCAAUGAAAAGCUGCAGGAGUAUUUCAAUAAGCACAUAUUCUCUCUGGAGCAGCUGGAGUACAACAGAGAAGGGCUAAUUUGGGAUGAUGUUAACUGGAUGGACAAUGGAGAGUGUUUGGAUCUAAUAGAAAAGAAACUGGGUCUUUUGGCGCUGAUAAAUGAGGAAAGCCAUUUUCCCAAAGCCACUGAUGCUACUUUGCUGGAAAAGCUCCACAGUCAACACUCUAAAAACACUUUCUACAUAAAGCCUCGUGUUGCUGUGCACUACUUUGGAGUGAAGCACUAUGCCGGAGAGGUGGUGUAUGAUGUGAGAGGAAUCCUGGAGAAAAACCGAGACACUUUCCGAGAUGACAUCCUCAAAUUACUCAGGGAUAGCAGUUUGGAUUUUGUAUAUGACCUGUUUGAGAGGAUGAGUAGCCGGUGUGGGCAGGACAUGAUGAAAAGCAGCUCACAGCACCGCAGAUCAACAGUCAGCUCCCAGUUUAAGAAUUCUUUACACUCCCUGAUGUCUACCCUGAGCACAUCCAACCCUUUCUUUGUGCGCUGCAUCAAACCCAACAACAAAAAGGUUCCAGAUCAGUUUGAUCAUUCUGUAGUGCUGAACCAGUUGCGCUAUUCUGGCAUGCUGGAGACAGUGCGAAUCCGGCGGGCUGGCUAUCCUGUUCGAAGAAACUUCCAGGAUUUCUGUACCAGGUACUAUGUGUUGAUGAGAAGUCUGGCGAAGUGUAAUGACCCCAAGGAGGCGUGUCUCCAGGUGCUCCGCCUCUACGACAGCAGUCGUGAAGAAUGGCAGCUGGGAAAGACGAGGGUUUUCCUGAGGGAGAGUCUGGAGCUGCGAUUGGAAAAGAAGCGAGAGGAGGAAGUGCUUCAGGCUGCAGCCAUUAUACAGGCUUACCUUUUGGGUUACAGAGCAAGGAGGCAGUACAAGCAGCUUCUUCAGUGUGUGCUCGUGAUCCAGAAGAACUGGAGAGCACUUUUCUGGCGCAGACGCUACUUGAUGCUCCGCUGGGCCUCCAUCACACUCCAAAAGAGAGUUCGAGGUCGAAGGGCACGCCAGCUCUACACACAGCUGCUUGAGGAGAAGAAGAGGAGGAUGGAGGAAGAGCGGAGACAAAGAGAAGAGGAGGAGGAGCGAGAGAGAGAGAGACAGAGACUGGAGAUGGAGCAGAAGGCCCGUGAGGCGGAAGAGGCACUAAGAGUGGAGGAGGCUCUGAGAAUUGAGAGAGAGAUGAAGGCUGUGGAAAAUAAUCCGGAGCCGGCAUCUGUUUUGGCCGAGAGCGAGCAUUUAGAGAACCCACUGGAGGAUGAAGUUUUCGAGGAAGAAGCCCGUCCAAAUGAGGCUUCACAAGUGGAGGAGAUUCUACGUCUGGAGCGGGAGAUUGAGGGUCUGCGUAGGCAGAAAGAGACACGAGAACAGACUCUGACCGCACAAUCCCUGGCACGUCUGCAGCACCUUCGCGACCAGGAGUUGCUCCGACUGGAGGAAGAGGCCUGCAAGGCAGCACAGCAGUUCCUCUCGUCGCUCAACUUCCACGAGAUCGAUGAGUGUGUGCGCAACAUCGAGAGCACCAUGGUGCCGCAGGAUUGCUCCGAAGAAGCCGACCAAGAGAGGAGGAGAGCUGGGGAUGACGAGGAGGUGGAUGAAGGAUUGGGAGGGGAUGAGGAAGGCUUUAAAGACUCGCCGAAUCCCAGUGAGCACGGCCACUCCGAUGGCCAGCGCACCAGCGGGAUCCGCACCAGCGACGACUCGUCUGAGGAGGACCCCUAUGCCAAUGAUCGCGUGGCUCCGCCUCCAGCCAAACCUACAAACAUGCCAUCACUCUAUCAUGGAUUAGCCUGUAACAGCUACACCACCUAUUGUGGGGAAGAGCAGGAAGAGGAACUGAUUCCACCAGACGACGACUCCGAUUACGAUGCAGAUGAGUAUGAUGAAGGUGGCAUUGUCCUGCCUCCUAGCAUGUCUCUGUCGGUGCUCCAGACUGCCAGCUAUUCACGUGACCAGCGGAGCUCCAUGGCGACAAGCACCAGUGCAAGCUCGGGGGCGUACAGGUUCAGUUCUGAGGGAGCCCAAUCAUCGUUUGAUGACAGCGAGGAUGACUUUGACAGAUUUGAUACAGAUGACGAAUCGUCUUAUCGCAGAGAUUCUGUCUACAGCUGUGUCACUCUGCCAUACUUUCACAGCUUCCUCUAUAUCAAAGGUGGUCUGCUGAACUCAUGGAAGCGCCGCUGGUGUGUGUUGAAGGAUGAGACGUUCCUGUGGUUCCGGAGCAGACAGGAGGCUCUGAAGCAGGGCUGGCUGCUUAAAAAGGGUGGAGGCUUGUCCACACUCUCGCGUCGCAACUGGAAACGCCGCUGGUUUGUCCUGCGCCAGAGCAAACUCAUCUAUUACGACAAUGAUGCCGAGGAGAGGAUGAAGGGCAUGCUGGACAUGCAUGAAGCGAAUCAGAUCAUUGAUAACACUGGGAAGGAGAACGGGAUAGAUAUUGUGAUGCCAGAAAGAACAUAUCAUCUUAUAGCGGAUAGCGCAGAGGAUGCCAGCCACUGGUUCAGUGUGUUGAGCCAGGUACACACUUCUACUGAACAGGAAAUCAGAGAGAUGCAUGAUGAACAGGCCAACCCACAGAAUGCUGUGGGUACAUUAGAUGUAGGUAUGAUUGACUCAGUGUGUGCCUCAGACAAUCCAGAGAGGCCGAACUCAUUUGUGAUCAUCACAGCUCACCGUGUGCUGCACUGCAAUGCUGAGACUCCAGAGGAGAUGCACCACUGGAUCGCCCUCCUGCAGCGCUCUAAAGGAGACACACGAGUCCAAGGCCAAGAAUUCAUUAUAAGAGGCUGGCUGCAUAAAGAGAUGAAGGGCAGUAGUCGUACUAACCUGAGAAUAAAGAAACGCUGGUUCCUGCUCACCCAUAAUUCACUGGACUACUAUAAGAGUUCAGAGAGAAAUGCGCUCAAGCUGGGCUCUCUGCUGCUGAACAGCCUGUGUUCUGUACUGCCACCUGAUGAGAGAGUGUACAAAGAGACUGGUUAUUGGGGACUGACAGUGUUUGGACGUAAACACUCCUAUAGGCUCUACAGUAAGCUGCAAAGUGAGGUGUGUCGCUGGGCCAAUGCUGUGCAGAAUGUCAUCGACAGCAAACCACCACUGGACACACACACACAGCAACUCAUCCAGGACAUUAAGGAGAAUUGUCUGAACUCCGAAGUGGUGAAUCAGAUUUACAAGAGGAACCCGAUACUACGCUACACACACCACCCUCUACACACACCAUUACUUCCUCUGCCUUAUGGAGAUCUCCACCACAGCUCUGAAAGAGAGCGGAGCUACAGCACGUUGCAGGCUGAAGCGCUGAAACUCUUUUGUACACUUCAGCAGCUCGAGGCUGUGGCCGAUCCCGUCUUAAUCAUUCAAAGCCUUCUGCAAACAGGUCAUGACCUCCGACCUUUGCGAGAUGAACUCUAUUGUCAACUCAUUAAACAGACAACCCGGCCCCCUGAGCCAGGUGGCUCCGCCCACAUCAGUGGCUGGAGAGUCAUAACCUGCAUGUGCUGCACAUUCAGCCCUGUUUCCAGGAGCAUCUUAAAAUACCUUAAGUUUCACAUCAAGAGGACACGCGAGUCAUUCCCAGGCACAGAGGUGGAGCAAUACGCUGCUUUUUCCCAGGAGGCACUAAGGCAUGUGCGUGGACGGGAAUGUGUGCCAUCACACGAGGAACUCAGAGCGAUUCUCAGCAGGCAGGAAAUGACAUCAACUGUAUACUGCCAUGGAGGUGGAUCCUGCAAAAUUGCCAUCAACUCACACACCACAGCGGGAGAGGUGGUGGAUAAGUUGUUAAAGGGACUGGGAAUGGAGGAUAGCAGGAAUAUGUUUGCUCUAUUUGAACACAAUGGCAACACGGACAAAGCCAUUGAGAGCCGCACUAUAGUGGCCGACGUCCUUGCCAAGUUUGAGCAACUGGCAGGAGGAGAAGACAAUCAGGGUGGAGGAUGGAGGUUUUAUUUCAAGCUGUACUGCUUUACAGACACCGAGAGCAUUGCUAUGGACAGCGUGGAGUUCGCGUUCAUGUUUGAACAGGCUCAUGAGGCAGUGAUUAGUGGGCAGUAUCCUGCCCCUGAGGAAACUCUGCAGUUUCUGGCUGCCCUUCGGCUGCAGCAUCUGUUUGGGGACUACACUACCCAGAAUGCACUGCCAGAACUAGAGCAGGUGUUCCCCGUGGCACGUUUGCGUGCUCGUAUUCAGCGCUUCACCAGCAGCAGUGGCACAGAGAAGAAGCGAGGCAGUUUCCUGGAGGGCACGCUUAGGCGGAGCUUUAGGGGGUCUCUCAGCAGGAAACAGGGAGAGAACUCUGCUGCAAUAGAGGCGUGGUUUCAGGACGAGAAGGCGGAAUUAAAGUGCUGUUUGGUGGAGAAAUGGAGGAAGCUUCAGGGAAUGAGUCGAGAUAAUGCCAUGAUCAAAUACAUGAAUCUGGUCAGAGAGUGGCAGGGAUACGGCUCCACACUGUUCAACGUCGAGUGUGUGGACGGUGUGUAUCCUGCAGAGCUGUGGUUGGGAGUGAGUCGUAAAGGAGUGUGUGUGUAUAAGCAGGGAGAAGCUUGGCCACUGGAGUUUUUCUCCUAUGAGGCCAUUCUGUCCUUUGGUGCUCCGCAGUCCAACAUUUACAAGAUCAAUGUGGAGGGGCGAGAUCUAUUCUUCCAAACUAGCCAGGUGAUGGACAUUGCUAAACUGAUGAAAGCCUACAUCAGCAUGAUCGUGCAGAAACGUUUCAGCGCCUGUCCGUCCAUCAGCAGCCACGGCACACUGUGCAGCAAAUGGUGAAGCCUGACCACCUAAGACCUUCCAGCUCUAAAUCACGAACACAUUCGCAACGCACCGGUACAUGGAGCGAUGUGAACAGCGGCAAAGCUUGUUGCUUGUUAUUCUCAUUCAGACAUGCGCAGCUUGAAGCCAAACCACUCAGCGGCCUUAUUCAGCACUAAGAGGACGUGCGGGAAAGCAGUGCUGUGUAAAUCAAUACAAAUGGCAUUCACCUAAAAGUGCCCUAUAACCACUCUGCAAGAAAACGUCCUGAGCCACGCUGUAAUAUGAACCCCAUCAGUGUAAUCAGUGCCUUUUCAAUUGCAGAAGACGCUCUGUAGCGAAUAUUACCAAAAGUGUUUUUUCCCCAACAGCGUUUCACUGGAGCUCUGCAGGCAGAAUCUCCAGCCAAAGAGACUGUCUUUUUUGUUUCGCAAAUGCAUACACACACACACACACACACACACACACACACACUUUCCCUUUAUUCACACUCAUGCAAAUACAUACCUACCCUCAGUGCCGCUCUUAAAAGUGUAUGACUUUAAUGUGCAAUGUUUACUUAUACUAAAAAAGUUGUAUAUUUUAAAAUCUUUUUUUGUUACAAUAUGCUCAUGUCCCGAAGCUGCCUCUAUAUUGUUUUAUUUGUAAUUUUUUUUUUAAAAAGUACUUUUGAAUUGUCCUGCCCUUUUGAGUCCCAGAAUCUUAAGAAACACCAGCAAUAUGCAGUUUGUUUGACAUUUCUAUGUAAUGACGGUAAUAGUAAAAAAAUGAAUAAAAAACAAAACAUC